Messenger RNA from Colossoma macropomum (tambaqui), 6753 nucleotides. RefSeq names its product E3 ubiquitin-protein ligase TRIM39. The coding region runs from base 2590 to 4341 and encodes 583 amino acids. NCBI's taxonomy places the organism in Eukaryota, Metazoa, Chordata, Actinopteri, Characiformes, Serrasalmidae. Gene Ontology annotation, molecular function: protein binding; zinc ion binding. The transcript has 8 exons. The record is from RefSeq and is a predicted model, not a curated record.
AAAAUUACACAGAAGCCUCAACAAUUGUAAUAUGAAGAUUUUCAGUAUUUAGCGUGCGCACCGUUCACCUUUCUUACACCGUUCUCCUUUCUCUCAAGGAUGAAAACUUUAAGCACUGUUUAUCUCAUGGUAACAGUUUUGGUCUGCCAGGUCCUGCACAGUCGUUAGCGGAGUUUCAUUUUCUGGACAACUUUUCACCAUUUGUAAAAUCCAGUUUUAGAAAAUGUUUUUCCUUGACGUUCCUCUUCUUUAUGAAAGUGGUUUAAUGACUGUUUUGACUGAAAAUGAAAUAAAAGAGACUGGUCUGCAGUACUCUGGCACAGUACUGUAUAUGUUCAAACCAACUUCAAUGGAAGCAAUUAUGGAUUUGUCACUUUUUUGUAGACUUUUACCAAAAAAGAACAAAUGACUGCUUAGUCGUUUCAUAGUUAAGUGUCACUGCAUCAUUAGUUCUCAAGACAGCUAACAAAAGGUCACCAACAAAGCCAGCAUAUGUUUUGGGCCAUGCUGGGUGACCAGCUAAUCCAGCACUAGACCAGCAAGGAAUUCAUGCUGGAAUCCAUAAAUUGUUCAGACACAAGAAUAUGUUGAUAGAAAAAAAAUAAAUCAUAAAGAACAAAUCCUUUUGAAAUGUUGAAGUUCAAGAAUGUUCCUCAGAAUGUAGACAAACACGUAUCAAGGACUACCAUCAAGAAAAGAAUACAGCCGUGUAAAUUGAGAUUUACCUCGAGAUGUAAAUCACUCAUAAGCCUCAUAAAUAGAAAGGCCAGGUUAAUGUUUACUAAGACAUACAUAUAGAAAGACAUCAAGGAAUGUUCAUGAUCUAAAGCAGGGGUGCACAACUCCAGUCCUGGAGGGCUGGUGUCCAGCACAGUUUGGGGGUUUACCUGCUCCAACACACCUGAUCACACUUAUCUGAUAAUUGCCAGGUUAAAUGGGUGUGUUUGAGCAGGGAAACCUCCAAACUGUGCUGGACACCGGCCCAGUGUUCUGUUUCUGGGUUUAAAUUUGUGCAGUAAUGGAUGGCAGCGCUGGAGUUGCAGACUGGUGGUGGUGGUGGCUGUGGUGUGUGCACCUUCAUUGAAAACAAAGGUUUUAAGUUUUUAGACGCUGUGUGCAACUAGACCCAUAGGGCCCACGACCCCCUGUAGCCCCAGGGCCCACAAGCAGGUUGAAGCGCCCUGCUAAUGUGUAGUGGUAUUAAUAAUGGAACACAGACUUCAGGCAGUCAUUAACUGAAGAUUUGUGACCAAGUACUAAACGUGACAAUUCGAGAUUAUGAUCAUUUGUGCUAAGACAUGAAGGGACAGUGUAUAAAAAUGACUGAUUCCUGUACGGUGCACCCAAUAUUGGAAUACAGCUCAAAAACAACAAAAAUUAUCACUGCCUAGCCACUUACAGACUCAUAUUAAAGAGAGAAAAAAGGAGAGCAGAUGUAACCCUUCACCAAUCGUGGUCAGACCGGUUGGAGCACAUUGUGUCCAUCUGACAGCCAAGAACAUGCAAGCUUUCUCAUCACACAAGUGCACUAAGGCCCAAUCCCAUUUCACCCCUUGCCCCGACCACUUAGCCUUUAGCCCUCCAUUUUGCGUGUUCACAUCUAGGGUUAGGGUGUCCCCGAUUUUUGUUAAAGUGGAGGGGUAGGGCGAAGUGUCAGAGCUACAUGGCCCUCCAAACAGAGGUUUUGCAGGGGCUCACUCCCAACGGAGUUUUAUGGCUGCGUGAGCAACCAAAAGAAACCCUCAAAUGUAAGUAUUUUCCCAGUUAAAAUUUAAGAUAACCAUUGUAUUAUCUUUGUUUAAUGUUGUUUCACUGUGCUAUGGUCCUUUUCGUAAUAACAAGCAUAAAGAAUUACUAAUAGUAUGUAUUACUGUCUCUGUGGCUACCUAGCUAAAUUUCCUGUUCCACCUUAAAUAGUCCAGCAGUACUGACACCUGAGGCGCCAGAAUGUAACUGCUGCUCCGUUUAAGGUGGAACAGAAAAAUUGAACAAGAAGCUGGUGAAUAGCUGACUUCAGCCUCAUAUCACCAAAGAAUCAGGGGUGAUCACAUCCUCCCUCAUAUGAUGCCCUACAUUUAACUAAAGACUUGUAACUCACUUCCAAGGGGCAAUGUGACAUUCAAAAACAAGGGGUAGGGGUAAAAAUAAGAAAUGGUAUUGGGCCUAAAUUAAACACUCCACUUGAGGAUUACUCAAACUGUAGUGAUUCUGAAAGACAUAAAAACUGAUUUACAGUUUAAAACAGUGCACAUCAGUAUGUUGUUUAUAGUCAUGAGUUGGUGAGCUGCAGGAAGUGCUAUAGGGACAUUUUGGCCAAGCAGUGUGCUGAACAUUCAGGACCUGACCUGCAUAAACAUUCAGCAUGUCACUAUGACAGUGCCAGGAGAGUGGAUGCAGCUGACACGAACAGGUUAAAACCAGCCAGCUGCAUGUUUGUAAAAUUCCUUGCAGCCACCUUCACAGUAGAUAAGGAGGUGUCAGAGGACAGAGCGGACUGUAGCUCUGAGGUGAGCACAGGAGAGAAGACAGGAGAGAGUUGAGAAGAAAAGUAUAACCUUCUUAGGAAGCUGCUGGUUUUUGAGGAGAGCUAUGCCAUUCCUGGGUAGCUUCCUUUCUGAGGAGCAGUUCCAGUGCUCCAUCUGCCUGGACAUCUUUGACAACCCAGUCUCCACUCCAUGUGGCCACAGCUUCUGUAUGACCUGCAUCGGAUGCUACUGGCAAGGAGUCAAGGUGUGCCAGUGCCCGCUCUGCAAGGAGAACUUCAAAAAGAAGCCUGAGCUCCACAUUAACCGCACCCUCCGUGAGAUCACCGAGCAGUUCAAGCAGAUGAAAGGGGAUGCCGGAGCGUGUGGAGGGCUGGAGUGGGAACGGGUACAAGGAAAAAGAAUUGAGGAAAGGCCUCUAAAACAAAGACAGCUCUCAGGGGAUCUCUUCCUUGUAAUGAAACGCAAGCUUCUCAAGCCCUUUCCUUCCAAAGGAUCUCAGAAUGACAGUCACACAGUGGUGAUAGAGGGAACCAAUUCAGAUAUUAUCCAGCCCCAAGAGCUCACAACGCGAGUGUCUCGGAGGAGGUACACUCUGAGUGGAGCUGCCAGUGCCAUGAAAGUACCUCAAUGUCCAAAACACCACCGGAAACUCGAUCUUUUCUGCAAAUCUGAUGGAGAGUGUAUCUGCUCUGAGUGUGGAGAUACAGAUCAUCAAUCCCAUCAAAUCAUCUCUGCAGAAAAGGAGUGGCUGAACAACAAGACUCAGAUUGACAUCACAGAAACAAAGAUACAGGAAAUGAUUGAGCAGAGGCUGAGGAAGGUUGAAGAGAUCAAAUUUUCACUGGCAGAAAUCAAAAUGGCUGCAGAGAGAGAGAAGCAGGACUGCAUGCGUGUGAUCGGGGCUCUGCUGAGUUCCAUUGAGCACAGCCAGGCCGAGCUGCUGGAGGUGAUAGAGAUGAGGCGGCGUUCGGUGGAGCAUCAGGCCGAGGGCAUGCUCAGAGAGCUGGACCUGGAGGUCACUGAGCUGAGGAUGAGGAGUGCUGCGCUAGCCAAACUGGCCCAGACAGAUUGCUGCAUCAGUGGACUGAGGAGCUACUCCGACAACAACACUCAUCUGCCAGACAAAGACUGGACUGGAGUCUCAGUAAACUGUAACUUUGAAACAAAAUCCAUGUACAACUCAGUCUGUCAGCUGCUGGAACACUCUCGUGAGGAGCUUCAGAAACUACCUGAAAUCUAUCUGUCACCAUUAACUGAUCAGUCACCACUGAAAGCACAUCCAAAAGUCAAAACAAUACAGGAGUAUGCAGUGGACGUCAUCCUAGACCCUAGCACUGCCCAUUCUCGUCUCAUCCUGUCAGAAGACAGAAAAAAGGUGUGGUGUGGCGAAAAGCACCAGCAUGUCCCCAAUAACCCCGAGCGCUUCAACCGAGUAGUGUGUGUUCUGGGUCAAGAGGGCUUUACGAGUGGGCAGCACUAUUGGGAAGUGGAGGUGGGUGGCAAGACUGACUGGGACCUUGGAGUAGCCAGCCACUCCGUAAACAGGAAGGGCAAGAUAACAUUCAGCCCCAGCAAUGGAUUCUGGCUCCUCUGCCUGCGAGACAGGACUAACUACACCUUCAGAACGGAGCCUUCCACCACACUCACCCUCAACCUGAAGCCCCAGAAGAUUGGAGUAUUUGUGGACUAUGACAAAGGCCAGGUGUCCUUUUAUAACGCGGAAGCUAAGAUGCUCAUCUACACAUUCAUGGACACUUUCAGCGAAGCCAUCUACCCGUUCUUCAGCCCCUGCACUAACAAGUCAGGCAAAAAUGAUGUGCCACUCACCAUUACACCUGUUCUGCUCCCUGACUGAAUGAUAAGAUUAUCAUGGCCAGAUAUUACUGUAAAUACUGUACAAAGAUUGAAACAUCUGUGUAAUUUAUAUAUGUUCUUAGGCCUUUCUGACACAUCAGCUUUCACAGUUAAGUUAAAUAUGGUAACAGAAUCAUACUUAGGAUUAGGAUCUUUAUAUGACUUAUAAUAUUCUUAUAAGAUUAUCCAACCUACUUUGUUUUAACUUGUCUUAUUCAAUUGGCAGAUGAUUUUGCUUAUAUUAUUUUGUGAAACUAAUAAAAUUAUCUGCUGAUAAAAUUACAAUUUCAUUAGAUAAAAUAACUUAAAACUAGUUAAAUAACAGUGUAAAACAACAUCCUCAUAACAAAAAUAUUUGAUAUAUUGACUACAUAUAAGAUGGCGGUUGCCAAGAUAUUAUUUUCAAUGCAAUUUCUGUCUGGUUUGGUUUUGAAUACAAAAAUACAAAAACCAGUAUGUAUUCAAAUAAAUAAAUAAGAUGUAACAUUUAUACAUAUAUUUAUAACAAAACAAUUUGAUUUAAUUUUCUACAUUUUUUGGUAGCUUGUCAAUAAAAGUCCCAGACUUAACAGGCCUAGCAGUAUCUCUGUUGAAGUCUCUGUCCACCAGAGAGCAUGCUUCCAAUAGAUUUAGCCUUCAUAUGUGAUUUUUUUCAAUGAAGCCUUAUUUAUAUAUUUAUUUAUCUCACUUACAGUCGUAUCAGUCUCUCUUUCAGCGUUUCACUACAGUCAGUUGUUUUUUUGACACGUCAAAAAACUUCAGGUUAGUUGACAGAAUGUACGACAUGUAGUCUAAAAUAGUAGAACAGUGAAACUGGAGAACACAAGCCUUGUCACACAUACAAAAACACUUUAUUAAAAUAUUUAAUACUGCUUACUGUCGGGAAUGGUUUCCUGCUUUUACAUAAGACUCUUAUCGCUGAAGUAACCUGUACUCUGUCCGGUUUUAGUGCGUUAAGUUACGUUACUCUUCCCACUGCUGUCCCUCCCAAAGCAAAUCCUAACGGUAUCCACUCAGGCACUCCAAGCUUGUCCAAGCAUGUCGUAAGUAACUGUCAAAGACAGGCCCGGAGGUGAUAAAACACUGCGAAGAUAUUUCCACAAGUGGCCACAAGGUGGCACGUCUUCUUGCAUAGCUCUGUGUAAUGUAUCCUGUUCGCCUCUUUGAGGUAAAUUCCUGUUUUGACUUCUCAGUAAGGACCCAGGAACGCAGGCUAACUAGUUAGUAUCGUUCAUUUAAGCUAAGCGCUGUUUUGAACUUCAUUAGCUUCCGGUAGCAGGCUGAAUGUAGUGUUAAAGUUUCUAGGUUCUGAAGUAAAUGCUCUAUGUUAUAUUUCUUUAAACAAAACUAAAAACCUCUUUUUGGGCUCCAAUGCUAACCCUAUAGGCAUCUUGCUAAGAAAAGAAAAUAUAAAAUGUCUUUUAAAGGUCACAGCAUACUAAAAUGUAGGGUUUUUUUUUAGAUUUUUAUGAAAUACAAGGAGGUAAACACAGACUACAAACUAAAAAUUACAUAAUAAAACAAUUAGCAGCAUAAUGACAUAAAGGGCAGAACAAAAGAAAUAAAUUCAGCAGUCUGAUAUACCCACCAUGACUGAUGUCUCUCUGCUGAAUCUCUCGUCUGCUAUAGCUUUUUCUAUCAGUCAGAAAUAAGACAGGAAAUUAAAAAUAUAAUGAGAUAAUAGAUGAAAGAUCAGUUAGAGACUAGCAGAAAUGAACCAUGUGCAUGUGCUUGUGUGACUGAAAGACAGAGAAUGUGUGAACAGUGGCACACAUACCUCAAUAUAUUAUUUUUCGUUACCAAUCAGCAUUCCUCACUAAUGCAGUUUGUGGGACUAGACCAUCACCAUAACUAAAAAAAAGACUGUAGUCAUUAAAGGUGACGGAUGUAAAUGCCAACUAACAAACACUGGAAUAACUCUGUUAACAGGUGGCAGCUCCACCCAGUUGUGUUAUGAAUCUCAUAAGUACAGAAAAGCCUACGCGGCUCAUUUUCAUUGCUGAAAGAUGAAUGAAGUAAAGCAGGCCUUGGGGGGGUGGGAGGUAAAUCUGGAAAGAAAAAAGGGCAACAGGUUGUUGAUCAGGUUAUUCUUGAUGAGGCUGACAUUUGCUCUUUUAUCAGGUCCUCAGAUGAUGAUCUUGUUCUGUGAACCGUUGGUGCCAGAGCGAAUGAAGGGAAAUGAAAGCACAUGUUCUAAAUGAAAGCAGACUGUGCACAAGAAUAAAGGCUUGAAAAUGUACAAAAAACAAUAUCUUGGCAAGUGAAAUAUCUUAAAUUUAAUGAUUGUCAUUAUGGUCACUAUGAUUAAUGUUAACCUUACUUCUCACCAUUGUUCAAGCUAUUUCUAGCCAUUUUGACUUGUUUUAGGUCAUUUUAGCCAAUGAAAUACUUUCACCAACAGGUAAUUUUGCUU